This is a messenger RNA of Vavraia culicis subsp. floridensis, 2356 nucleotides long. RefSeq lists its product as uncharacterized. The transcript has a single exon. Bases 6 to 2324 code for a protein of 772 amino acids. NCBI's taxonomy places the organism in Eukaryota, Fungi, Microsporidia, Pleistophoridae. Gene Ontology annotation, molecular function: chitin synthase activity. Gene Ontology annotation, cellular component: cell septum; cell periphery. The record is from RefSeq and is a predicted model, not a curated record.
CUCUAAUGCCAUCUAAUCUUUUCUUAGACACAAACGAUUUCUCGUGUCCGCCCAAGGUGUACAAAAAGCGGAAGUCACUGUGGGCUAUAAUAUACCCCAUUUUCACUAUUUUAAUACCGAGCAAGGUACUGAGCAUAUGUGGAAUGAAAACAAAGGAGGUGCGCAACGCAUGGAGAGAAAAGGUGGCGCUCGUAUCGAUCAUAUUCCUGCUAUGCAUGCUGCUCGGCUUUCUCACGUUCGGUAUGAAUAUCGUGGUGUGCAAGGGCUCGAACCAGUACAUCUACGGGCGGCUGCCUGAGUUCCCUGCUCCUGUGGUGAUCGGGAAUGGCGAGAUUUACUACUCCGACGAAUAUGAAGGCCUCAUUCACAACCUGAAGACAAUCAAAUCGAGCGCAUGCAAAAGGCGGUUCGGUGAGAGCAUCACGGACAGCGGCAUUGAUCCCGAUGAUCUGAUCAAGAUCGCGGACAUUUACUUCAACUUCAACGACAUCAAACAGCUCAAACUAAUUCUCAUCAAUGACCGGGUGUAUGACCCAUCAAUCGUGAAUCACAGUUUCUACGACGAGUUCAUCGCAAAGUACGCGGGCAAGAUGGCCGAUGAUAACAAUCUUGAUUCACUGGCAUUGCAGUGCUUCAAGGACAGCUGCUACUUCGGCAAGCUGGGUGGUAAGACCUACGGAUGCCUGGUGGCAGACAUCCUGCUAUAUCUGUCCACAGUGAUCAUUUUCAGCCUGAUCAUAAUCAAAUUUGUGCUGUCCAUUGUUUACUCGUGGCUGAUCCGCAAGAAAAGGGUAGCGGCGGAGAACCUGCCAUGCAUUAUGCUGGUCACAUGCUACUCCGAGGACAGGGAGGGCAUCAAAAAGACCCUUGACUCGCUAUGCAACCAGAAUUACAGCGAGAAGGUCAUCCUUGUGAUUGCUGAUGGGCUGGUGAAGGGCAGUGGAAGCGAAACGACCACUCCGGACAUCAUCAUCGAACUGAUGAGCGUGGACAAGAGGCGCGAGGCCACCGAUUACAAGUCGCUCAACGGCACACUCAAUAGGGGCGUGGUGUACAGCGGAACGUACAGUAGUGACACGAACACGUGCAAAAUGGUGGUCAUUGUGAAGGUGGGAAGGGAGGACGAGCGCUCCAAGCCGGGCAACCGAGGAAAGAGAGACUCGCAGGUGAUUAUCAUGGGCUUUUUCCAGAAAUUGCUGUACCAGGAGCGUAUGACCGAUCUUGACUUUGAGAUCUACGAGGCGUUCAAAGAGGCGAUGGACAUGGAGCCCGCAUGUUUUGAGAUGAUCAUGAUGGUGGACGCCGACACGAUUGUGCACCCCGAUGCACUGCACCACUUCAAUAGCGCGUUCGUGAACGAUACCAAGAUCAUGGGCAUGUGUGGCGAGACCAAGAUCAUCAACAAGGGAGUGAGCUGGGUCACAAUGAUACAGGUGUUUGAGUACUACAUCAGUCACCAUCUGACGAAGGCGUUUGAGAGCAUUUUUGGUGGUGUUACGUGCCUGCCCGGCUGUUUCUGCAUUUACCGGAUAAAAAUCAAGGAGGACGAUAAGUACGUGCCCAUUCUUGCAAACUCCUUCGUUCUUAAUCCGUAUUCCGUAACACGCACGGAGACUCUGCACGAGAAGAAUCUGCUGUUGCUUGGUGAGGACCGCUAUCUCACCACUCUGCUCUUAAAGACAUUCUACAGGCGCAAGCUCAUCUUUCUGCCUGCUGCCACAUGUCGGACAUAUGUGCCGGACACAUUCCCGGUGCUGCUCAGUCAGCGCAGGCGAUGGAUCAACAGCACGGUGCAUAACCUGAUGGAGCUUGUGUCGGUGAAUGCGCUGUGCGGCACGUUCUGCUGCUCAAUGCAGUUUGCCGUAGGUGUUGAACUGGCGGGCACCCUCGUGCUGCCCGUGUCAAUCAUCUUUACGUUCGUGCUCAUUGCCGUUUCCAUACUCAUCAAGCCGGCAUGGAUCCCUCUCAUCAUGCUUGCUUGCAUAUUUGGUCUGCCUGUUGUUCUCAUUCUCAUUACUUCCUUUAAGCUGCAGUACAUCUUCUGGCUGCUCAUUUACAUCCUAAGCUUGCCGGUUUGGAACCUGGUGCUGCCCGUCUAUGCAUUCUGGCAUUUUGAUGACUUCAGCUGGGGCGAAACGCGCAAGGUUGACAACGAUGUUGGUGCACAUGACACGGUAGAACAGCCCACCACACAUCACUUCAGGUUGUACACUCUUGAAGAGCGUAAAUACGCGAAGAAAAGGGGCAAGUUGCCUGAAAACAUCGAUGAUGAGCUGAUAGAGAAACAGAUUAAAAGCACGAUGGGAAGUAUCAGUGAGAAUUGAUGGCCCAUGUAAUUAAAUAGUGUAAAUGCACA